This is a messenger RNA of Saccharomycopsis crataegensis, 1233 nucleotides long. Its product is annotated as putative endodeoxyribonuclease. The transcript has a single exon. Gene Ontology annotation, molecular function: hydrolase activity, acting on ester bonds. Lineage: Eukaryota; Fungi; Ascomycota; Saccharomycetes; Ascoideales; Saccharomycopsidaceae. Bases 1 to 1233 code for a protein of 410 amino acids. The record is from RefSeq and is a predicted model, not a curated record.
AUGGGCCCUUAUCUCUAUGACUCUCAUUGCCAUCUUUCUCCCUAUUGUCUUGCCGUUGAUGGGUUGGGAUCGACCAUCGAUAAUGAUUCUUCCGUAUGCCAAAUGGCAUUGAUGUCAACCAAUCAUUUUGACAUGGAAUUGGUGCUUCAAUUGGCAAGAUCAAGUGCUUCUUCUCAGGUAAUAAUCCCCUGUAUUGGGGUUCAUCCAUGGUACUCUCACUUGUUUGCUGCCAACGGCACGGUAUCUCAUGAAGACCAUUACCUUGGGGUGAUCAAGUCCUCAGAGCUGAUUUCCCCGAGUUUUUUACAAAAAUUGCCAGCACCGGUGAGUUUCCCAUCACAUAUGACAAGAAUGGAACAACAAAUCACGAAGCUAUUGCAAGAUGGUAGUAGGAAGGUGGUGAUUGUUGGGGAGAUUGGAAUUGAUAAAUUGUUCAGGAUUCCUUGGAGUGGGUUUCUAGGAAAUACUGAGGCGAGAUAUAAUAAAACCGGAGAUAACGAUAAGGAUAAUGAGAAUAAUAAUAGUGACACCAAGAUACUCACCACCGUCCCUCCAUUAUCCCCAUACAGAGUAUCGAUGGACCAUCAACUAUACAUCUUCAAAGAACAAUUGGCCCUUGCCUGGAGAACCCAACUCCCGAUCUCGGUGCACUGUGUCAAGGCCCAUGGAUUGAUCUACGAUACCAUUAUGGAAUUCAUAACGUCGAACAAGAAACAUGCUCCAACCACAACGAUUCCCGCAAUCUGUCUUCAUUCGUAUACCGGAUCAGUUGAUCUGGCGAAAAGAUGGGUCAGCAAGAAGACUCGGGAAAAGUUGGGGAAGAAGACUAAAGUGUUUUUUUCGUUUUCCAAGGUUCUUAAUUGUCCUGAUUCUGAUAUACUGGAACAGGGGACAGGCUCUGAUAUUCUGAAACAGAUAAUAGCCUCUGAUACACUGAAACCGGGGACAGACUCAGAUGCCCUGAAACCAGGAACAAAUUCCGGAUCCUUGAAAAACUGUUAUCUGAAAUCAGAAACAGAAUUCAUCAAACUAGUGCAAAUGUUGCCAGAAGACACCAUCCUAAUCGAAACCGAUCUAUCAAUUGAUAAAUACUACAAUGGCACCAAUCAAUCGCAACACUCUUGUGAUCUUCAAGCAGUCCUCCGACAGAUUUGUAACAUCAAAGGAUGGAGCCUUGAUCAAGGAACAACAGUUCUAAAUGAUAAUUGGAACAAAUUCAAAGGGGAAGCAUAA